This is a messenger RNA of Zychaea mexicana, 1234 nucleotides long. Its product is annotated as lactate dehydrogenase A. The record is from RefSeq and is a predicted model, not a curated record. Gene Ontology annotation, molecular function: oxidoreductase activity, acting on the CH-OH group of donors, NAD or NADP as acceptor. The transcript has 2 exons. NCBI's taxonomy places the organism in Eukaryota, Fungi, Mucoromycota, Mucoromycetes, Mucorales, Lichtheimiaceae. Bases 212 to 1129 code for a protein of 305 amino acids. Gene Ontology annotation, biological process: carboxylic acid metabolic process.
AAAAAAAGCACAACCCCCUCCACCUUUCUCAAACCCUCUCACCUCUUGCCUUUUUCUGACCCGGAUCCACAAAUGCGGGUGCAACUGAGCCGUGUGGCUAUAUUAUUAUGAAAUCAUCCAAGUAGGGAAUGUCGCCCAACUUUGUUGUAAAUAGCGUUGCUGGUCUAUAACGCCCUCGCCAAACUUCACUGUCUAUUUUCAACUAAAAUUCAUGGGCCAUGGCAAAGUAGCCAUCGUUGGAGCAGGGUCUCUAGGUAGCACCGUCGCCUAUAGUCUCAUCCUGCGCCGUGCCGUUGCCGAGAUUUUGCUGGUGGAUAUCAGUACAGACAUUUUACAGGGUCAAGUCCUGGAUCUUUCCCAAGCCGCACUAGGCACAAGAACGAUCGUUCGUACUGGUACUUUCAAAGAAGCUGGUCAAGCCGAUGUCAUUUUGCUGACAGCCGAUGUUGUAAAGCGUCAUGACGAAUCUCCAUUACAGUAUACAAUGCGAAGCCGACAGUUACUCAACAGCAUUACGCGCGCAUUACAACCGAUCCAACCACGCGCAAUUAUGAUUAUCGGCAUUGAUCCAGUGGAUAUAUUGACCCGACAUUUGCAGACAACGCUCGACUUGCCUGUGCAACGUGUGUUUGGAGCUGGUUGCAGUGCCAUGAACACCGCCAGAGCCAGACAUUGGGUUUCACAAAUGAGCCAGACUGGGAACGAUUGCAAGGUGAAUCUGUAUGUCAUGGGAACGCGUCAGAUACCAGUCAUUGCAUGGCAAGCAGCCUCAGUUGAUGGGCAGUCUGCCAAUACGAUACCUGACUUAGCUGUGCAUCGACAACUGUUGGAGCAGAUUCUGAUUACAGAUAGGAUCAACGAAAUCAAAGAGUAUAAAGGUGGAGCAUGGUACGGUCAUUCGGCUUUCCUGACACGGCUUACAGAAUCAGCCUUGUCUAAAGAAGCAUCAAUCCAUGUUCUCAGUGUCUAUGUCGAGCGAUUUGAUGCAUGUGUUUCAGUACCCGUAGUAUUAACGCGCGAAGGAGUUGAGCAAGAAGUACCCGUGCCCUUGUCUCCGGAAGAACACCAGCUCAUGGAGGUUGCUGUGAGCCAAAGCUUACGAGAGUAUGAAGAAACAUCCACUUCAUGAUUAUCCUAUUAUCUUCUCUAUACAUAACAUACAUUCCUCCAUUUUUACCCUUAUUCAUAACACUUCUGUUUAUAACAUCAAUGUUUCCAUUAACGACAUCAUUGG